GGCGGCGGCGGGAGGACGGGCCUCAGCCGACCCUCCAUACCGACUAGUCUAAGUAUCCCUUUCACAGUUGAUUCCUGACAACAUCAGGAUACUUAAGUCUGCCACAUCACACCCUUUACAUCAACAUGGAAUGAGAGGCAUCUAGCACCAGGAUAUGAAAAGAAACCCUUAGCAAACGAUUCGGGCUUGCUAGAUAAGCUUUCAGGAACCAUACACGGCUACUGAAUGUUUCACAGUCUUACCGGACAGCAUAUCACUUCCAGCCUACCAAAAAUUGGAUGAAUGAUCCUAAUGGACCAAUGUAUUACAAGGGGGUCUACCAUUUUUUCUAUCAACACAAUCCAUAUGGUCCACUAUGGGGUAACAUGUCAUGGGCUCAUGCCAUAUCACAUGAUCUUAUCAACUGGGUACAUCUUGAUAUUGCUCUUGUACCAAACGAGCCUUACGAUAUCAAUGGGUGUUUUUCUGGUUCGACAACGAUACUACCAAAUGGUGAACCGGCGAUCCUAUACACAGGUGUUGAUGCCAAUUUACACCAAGUGCAAAAUUUGGCAUUUCCCAAAAACAUAUCGGACCCGCUACUAAAUGAAUGGGUAAAAUGGCCACUUAACCCAAUAUUGAGUCCUCCGGAUGAAAUUGACCCAUCCUUUUAUAGAGAUCCAUCAACUGGUUGGAUGGGUGCGGAUGGAGAAUGGAGGGUUGUGAUUGGAACUCGGAUUGAUCAUCAAGGAGCAGCUAUUCUAUACAAAAGUAAGGAUUUUCGCAGUUGGAAUAGGUCUCUGAGCCCGUUACACCUCUCUAACAUAACAACAUUUUGGGAAUGUCCUGACUUUUAUCCUGUUAUGCGUAAUGGGAAAAGCGGGCUUGAUACAUCAGUUACAUCCGUUCAAGGGAAGGACAUUAGGCAUGUUCUUAAAGCUAGUUUUAAUUACCAGGAUUAUUAUAUACUGGGAAAAUACGAUCCACUAAGUGACCGCUACGACGUUGAUGCUGACUUUAUGAAGAGUAAAGGGUGGUUACGGUAUGAUUAUGGGAGGUUUUAUGCUUCUAAGUCGUUUUAUGAUGGUGAGAAGAAGAGAAGGAUAUUAUGGUCAUGGGUUUGUGAAGGUGAUACUGCACCAGAUGCUAUCGAAAAAGGUUGGUCUGGCCUUCAGACGAUUCCUAGGAGCAUCUGGCUUAGUAAAAAUGAAGAUCAGUUGGUGCAGUGGCCUGUCAAGGAACUAGAGAAACUACGAACACGAAAAGUGCAUUUGGAGAAUAAAAAACUCAAGGGCGGGUCCAUGAUUGAAAUUUCUGGUAUCACAGCUUCACAGGCUGAUGUAGAAAUCACGUUUAGCUUCUCAAAUCUCAAACAUGCUGAGGUGUUGAGUGCUGAAGUAGUUGAUCCCCAAAUUCUUUGUACACAAAAGAAUGCUACAACAGAUGGCAAAUUUGGGCCUUUCGGUUUGCUGGUUUUGGCUUCGAAGGACCUUACUGAACACACUGCGGUCUUCUUUCGUGUCUUUAGAAUUGCUAACAGUUUCCGAGUGCUCAUGUGUGCUGACACAAGCAGGUCGUCUUUAAAACCAUUUAUCGACAAACCCAUCUAUGGAGCUUUUCUUGCACUUGAUCCUCGAUACGCAAAGAUCUCCUUGAGAACCUUGAUAGAUCACUCCAUUGUAGAAAGCUUUGGUGGAGAAGGGUUGGCUUGCAUUACAUCAAGAGUUUAUCCGGUACUGGCAGUUGGAGAACAAGCACAUCUUUAUGCAUUCAACAAUGGCACUCAGAGUUUGAGUAUCUCAAGUUUAAGUGCUUGGAGUAUGAAGAAAGCUCAAAUUGUCUAAUUCCGUAAGGAAAAGAAGAAAGCCUAUUAAAUAAACGAACCCAUGUAUGGUGUCUCAGAUCCAUUAGUCUCGAUAGCGCUAAAGCACGAAUCUACGACCAAAGUGUGUUAUGGAAAAUUUUGCAAUGAAAAUUUUAGUUUUGUUA
Molecule: messenger RNA, 1968 nt
Organism: Helianthus annuus (common sunflower)
Lineage: Eukaryota; Viridiplantae; Streptophyta; Magnoliopsida; Asterales; Asteraceae
Product: beta-fructofuranosidase, insoluble isoenzyme CWINV1
Exons: 9
Coding region: 279-1823 (514 amino acids)
Biological process (GO): carbohydrate metabolic process
Molecular function (GO): hydrolase activity, hydrolyzing O-glycosyl compounds
Source: RefSeq, a predicted model, not a curated record